CUUCAAGUGAACGGUUACCAUCAUGUUGAGCCCGAAGAUGCAGCGGUCGAUCCGUGUCAAUGAUGGCCAGCUUAUUGCGCUCUCUGAACGCGCGCAGUAUGAUCAUUCGCAGGCUGGCUAUCUUCACAAGCGGAGUUCAGACAACACCAAAUGGCAGCUUCGUUGGUUCAUACUUUAUCAAAAUCUACUAUUCUACUACGAGUCGGAAAACAACAGCCGGCCAACUGGAGUCCUCUUGCUUGAGGGUUCAUACUGCGAGAGGCUUAGCAAAGCACCUAUGGAGAGAAAUGCUUCGUUCUGCUUCACAAUAUCGUAUCGUCGUGAAAGUCAGCGUCAGUACGAACUGCGAGCUGCCUCUGAAGUGGAUUGCGUGCACUGGGUCGAUGCUAUACGGGAAGCCAGUUUCAAUAAGCUGCUCCUACAAAAAGAGGAGCUAGAACAAAAGCAGCUACAUCUCUUACAAGUGGUGGAAAGCGAGAGGACAUCACGCUGGCAGUACGCGCAGCAGUGCGAGGAGCUGUCCAAUGAAGUGAAGAAACUGCGAUCAGAGCUCUGCGCUUACAAGAAAGAGCACGAACCGUCGACCCGUGCGACUUCCUCUGCGAGUCUCUCGCCAACACUGUCCGAUGAGAUCGACCCCUCUGAGCUAAGGAAGAUCAAGAAAGUCCAGAGUUUCUUCCGCGGCUGGUUGUGUCGCCGGCGAUGGAAGCAGAUCGUCGAACAGUACAUCAAGAGCCCUCAUGCCGAGAGCAUGAGGAAGAGGAACAGCCUUGUAUUCAAAAUGGUUGAAGCUGAAGAAGAAUACUUGGAGCAAAUGGAAAUUUUGGUCACAUGUUUCCUCCGGCCAUUCAAAAUGGCGGCGAGUUCUAAGAAGCCGCCCUGCACACAUGAGGAUGUGAACUCUAUAUUCCUGAACAGCGAGACCGUGUUAUUCCUGCAUCAGAUAUUCUUCAAGGGUUUAACUUCCAGGAUGGAGUCGUGGCCUACUCUUGUUUUAGGGGACUUGUUCGACAUGUUACUCCCGAUGCUGACGAUCUACCAGGAGUACGUGCGCAACCACCACUACUCCCUGCAAGUGCUGACGGAGUGCAAGCAGGGCCAGCCCUUCACGCAGCUGCUGGCGAGGCUUGAGAGCAAGCCCGCUUGUCAGGGACGGUCCCUGGAGACAUUUCUUACGUUUCCGAUGCAUCAGAUCCCACGCUACAUAAUAACUCUCCACGAGCUAUUAGCCCACACUCCACACGACCACGUGGAGAGACGCAGCUUGCAACAUGCUCGUGCGCAGCUCGAAGAACUUUCAAGGCAAAUGCAUGAUGAGGUGAGCGAAACCGAAAACCUUCGUAAGAACUUGGCUGUGGAACGAAUGAUCAUAGAAGGGUGUGACAUUUUACUUGAUGUCAAUCAAGUUUUCAUACGACAAGGCACAUUAUCCCAAGUGGUGGGCAAAGGCCGUAGAGCAACUCUCCAAUCCCGUCAAGCAUUUCUCUUCAGCAACCACUUGUUGCUAACAACUCGAGCUCCGGGAGGAAGGCUACAUUUACCACCUUCGGGCAGAUUGCCGCUACAUGAUGCUCUGCUCAUUGAAGAUCCUUCUAAUCAUGAUGAUGAUGAUACUGCUUCUGUAUGUUCAUCGCCCGGAGGAGAAAGUUAUCAAGGGAAAGAUUUUAAGAUACUUGUAGAAGUGAAGGGGGAACAGAUCUGCGCUCAUUUAGUGGCCGCAACCCUAGAAGAGAAAGCAGCUUGGACGAGCGAACUAGCCCAGUGUAUGGAAAGUGCUGCUCUCACAGAACUGCUCCGAGCCUGUGGAUCUUGCGGCACAGCAUCCGCUAGUCUUCCCGCUUGUCGAUCUGAUAGAGCCUUGUUUACUGAUGAUGUGGAUAUCAGAUUUAGUAGAACCCUGAACUCUUGUAAAGUUCCGCAAAUAAGGUCUGCUACUCCGCAGAGGCUAUUGCAGAGGUUGACUGAUCUCCGUUUCCUCUCAGUGGACUUCCUGAACACUUUCCUCCUGACUUACCGCGUAUUCACGGACGGGGUCACAGUGCUGGAGGCUCUGAAGCAAGUGUUCUAUGAACAGUCCCAACAGGACAUGGACCUGCCCCCCCCACCAGAUGCUACGCGGAAAACUAGCGCUGCUAGCUCUGUUUCAGGUUACGGUUCCGAAUAUAGUGAGAGAGAUUGGCAGUCUAGAUUCUGGCGCGUUGGACGUGGGAAAAGCGAGGAAGAAGAUAAAUUGUCUCCAUAUUUAAUGGCACCGUCGCGUCGUACUUCUGCUGUUGGAAAGCAAACCGAAGAAGACAACAGCCACCUCACGAUACCAAAGAUAAUGGCAACUUCCUCCAGCAAUGAGACACUUAAAGGAACGUCACCAUCAUCCCCCGGUGCUAUAAGUUCAGUGACUCUAGUAGGGAGUCGUAAAGGCAGUCCAGAACAUAAGGACAAAGAAUCUCCAACAAACAACAAAGAUAACGAUAAAGCAGCAGCCAUUAUGAAAGAUGAAAGUAUUGAACUAGUCGAUCAAAGCGAUGAAGAUAUUAAAUAUAAGGAAGAGGAACAAGAGAAACAUAAGCCCAAACAUGAAGAGAAGUUUAAGAUUUCGCAGCGGUUCUCAGAGCGCGUGCGCACCACGGAGAGCGGUCGCGCGGGCGGGCUGGCGGCAGAGCUGCGGCGGCGCUCGGACGGGCACCGCGACCUGCGCCAGCCGCACGAGCCGCGCCGCGCGUCUGACACUGCGGCACGCGGCUCGCCGCGCCGCUCCGUCAGCGAAAGACGUUGCACAAAUUCCUCGAUUAACAGCGAGAGACGUCGUCACUACGGCGGCUCAGAGCCACGUACGUCUGUGACUUCACAAGCAUCACAGAUGCAGAAUUACCGUCGCGAGACCGGUCAACCGAAAGCUGGCGUGGUCAUAACUUCAUUCAGACAAUCGCAUAGAAGCUUUGGAAAAGAUCCAUUGUGGAGCAGUACAUCAACGGCUGCAGUAGCUUUUGCCGUGGCUACGUCUGCGUCGUCGAACCCGAGGUCACCACCAGCGAAUUCUCCGACACAAGCCAGACGAGAUUCAGUUAUUUCAACUGCUGCUACAAUGAGAGUUCUUAAUGUGUUACGGCACUGGAUUUCCAAACACUCAUCCGACUUCUGGUCUGACGACCGUCUACGCGGUCUAACUAUGGAUUUCCUCAAGGAGAUAGAAAGCAGUCCGGGAUUAUUGCCCGCAGAGCAUAAAGCAGCUUCUCAGUUACUACGCUUGCUUGAACGCUCCCCGGAUAGAAAUGUUGAUCUGAAAGCGUUGUUUGCGCCACCACGGUUACCAACAAAAGAGAGUCUGGAAACAUUAUCAGCAUUGGAGAUAGCUGAACAGAUGACGUACUUGGAUUAUCAAAUUUUCAGUUCCAUUCACAGCGAGGAAUUCCUGGGUCAAGCUUGGACAAAAGCGGAUAAAGCAGAACGAGCUCCCCACAUACUGAUGAUGACGGCGCACUUCAACCAUAUCUCUAGCCUUGUUAUAUCUGAGAUCUUGAAACGGAUGCAAGAACACGCGUUAAAAUGCCGUGUAUCCUCUAUCGAGAAGUGGGUCGCAGUAGCGGACAUAGCGCGCUGUUUGCACAACUUCAACGGCGUGCUGCAGAUCUGCGCGGCCAUCUCCAACACAUCCAUCUUCCGGUUGAAGAAGACUUGGGAGAAGGUGUCCAAGACGAGCAAGCAAACAUUGGAGAAACUGCAGAAUUUAACUUCGUCUGAAUGCCGUUUUCGCAAUUUACGAGACGCUCUACACAGAUGUGAUCCGCCAUGUAUUCCAUAUCUGGGCAUGUAUUUGUCGGACUUAUCUUUUAUCGAAGAAGGAACCUCAAAUUAUACUCCAGAGGGUCUGCUUAACUUCUCUAAGAUGCGGAUGAUUGCCCAUGUAAUACGGGAGAUACGCAACUUCCAACAGACGCCAUACAAAAUUGAUCACAUUUCCAAGGUAACAGACUUCCUCUUGGACCCCGCCCUCGCGUACUCCGAAGAGGUACAGUAUACACUAUCACUGGAGCAGGAGCCCCGAGCAGCUCGCGGGUCGGCCGGCGGGCUGCAAGCUGCUCCGGCCUCGCCUGCUUCACCGGCUGCUCAGCGACGUAGACGGGCUUCGUUGGCUGCUUUAGCUCCAUUACGGGCUGAGCGAUAA
Colias croceus (clouded yellow) is the source of this 4162-nucleotide messenger RNA. RefSeq names its product ras-specific guanine nucleotide-releasing factor 1-like. Gene Ontology annotation, molecular function: protein binding; guanyl-nucleotide exchange factor activity. The transcript is spliced from 34 exons. Gene Ontology annotation, biological process: Ras protein signal transduction; positive regulation of GTPase activity. The record is from RefSeq and is a predicted model, not a curated record. Gene Ontology annotation, cellular component: plasma membrane. Lineage: Eukaryota; Metazoa; Arthropoda; Insecta; Lepidoptera; Pieridae. Bases 23 to 4162 code for a protein of 1379 amino acids.